Molecule: messenger RNA, 4258 nt
Organism: Sebastes umbrosus (honeycomb rockfish)
Lineage: Eukaryota; Metazoa; Chordata; Actinopteri; Perciformes; Sebastidae
Product: actin-binding LIM protein 3-like
Exons: 24
Coding region: 684-2777 (697 amino acids)
Biological process (GO): lamellipodium assembly; cilium assembly; cytoskeleton organization
Cellular component (GO): actin cytoskeleton; stress fiber
Molecular function (GO): actin filament binding
Source: RefSeq, a predicted model, not a curated record
CGCUGCUGUCUUAAAGGAACUGACCCCCUCAUGUGCAAUCAAUUCAUCCAAAUCAGAGGCCCUAUUUACAGUAUGUUGUGUCCUCCCUUUGUUCACUCUUUCUGAUCUUCAACAUGAUGUACCAGUUUGGGGACGCAACAGAUCCAUCUGACUGAUGCACGUUGAGUUGGUGGGUGGUGUUUGUUGGUGUUUGUUGCAGUUUGGAGCUCAGACGCUACGUGGCGCUGUCGCACCGUGAGAGGAGCCCGUCCUGCUCCGGUGAAAGCUGCUCUCUGACAGUCAGUCUGAUGGAAAAACCAGAAAGAAACUCAACCAUCCUGCAUUUCAGCCCUUCACGCCGGAGCGCACUGACUCUUUCCCGGAGGAGAUGGACGCCUCUGCGCCUCACCAGAGGAACCAGAGGAACCAGAGGACCGCUGCUGGGGCGUGUUGGGUGGGAGAGGCUGAAGGCGUGAGGAGGAGGAGGAGGAAGAGGAGGACGGUACAGUCAGUUUAAUUCCUUCAACCGGCUGGCUUUUACGCAGGGUGGAGAGGUUCCAGUGUAAUCCGCUUUCCUGGGAGGAGCAGGGAAAGCCCUCCUCUCUCCAGACCGACACCGAGAGACUAAAGUCGGGUAGGGACAGAGAGAGUUGACAGGUCAUAUCUGGAGCUUUUUGAGGAAGAUCAUCAUUCCACCUCACAUCAUGAGUGGACCAACAAAUGUUCAGUACCAGUCGGGUCUUUACGGAGGAAACAACAACAGCAGCUCUCCUCUCUCCAGCCGUGGAAAUUCGCCCAUCGUGUGCGAGCGCUGUGGCGAGGUGUGCCGUGGGGAGGUGGUGCGCGUCAAAAACACACACUUCCACAUUAACUGCUUCACCUGCCAAGUGUGUGGCUGUGAUCUGGUGCACUCGGGUUUCUUCCACCACUCUGGCGAGUACAUCUGUACGGAGGACUACCAGCGGCUGUACGGGACCCAGUGUGACAGCUGUGACCAAUACAUCACUGGGGAGGUGGUGUCUGCCCUGGGGAGGACGUACCACCCACACUGCUUCGUCUGCAGCAUCUGCAGGAGUCCGUUCCCAAUUGGAGACAGGGUGACCUUCUGUGGGAAGAAGUGUGUGUGUCAGCAGUGCUCACACACUCUGAAAAGCGACAAACCCGUCAAGGUCCACGGACCAAGCUACUGUGCAGGCUGUGGCGAGGAGAUCAAACAGGGCCAGUCUCUGCUGGCAUUGGAGAGACAGUGGCACGUCAGUUGCUUUAAAUGCCGAACGUGCGGCUGUACGCUCACCGGAGAGUACAUCAGCAAGGAUGGGAUACCUUACUGUGAGACUGACUACCACACUCAGUUUGGGAUCAGGUGUGACAGCUGUAACAGGUACAUCAGCGGCAGAGUACUUGAGGCUGGAGGGAAGCGCUACCACCCCAGCUGUGCCAGGUGUGCUCGCUGUCACAUGAUGUUCCUGGAAGGAGAGGAAAUGUACCUUACAGGUUCAGAGGUUUGGCACCCCAUGUGUAAAGAAUCAGCUCGGCUGGAGAGAAAACUGAGGCUGAGACGCACCUCUGAGACGGCGUCCAUCUCUCCUCCGGGCUCCUCUCCUCUCCUCGGCUCCCCUCACCGGCUCAUCUGUUCUAAAGCUGAUGUUUUGGACUAUAAGCAGCUGGCGGCUCUGCCCCGGGUCAAAGCCAUAUAUGACAUCCAGAGGCCUGACAUCAUCCCUUAUCAGGCCGACCAUGCACACACACACCUCUCAGAUGACACUCUGGAGCGAUACAGCUGCGGACAGUCAUUGGGCUCCUUAUCACCAUACUCUCAUGAUCUCUUGGACAGCGUGGAGUUGAGAACGAGGCGUUCCUCCAGCUCCGCUUUCACUGACUCUCCUGCACACAGUCGCCACGGAGGCUCCCCACUGCAUUAUUAUCUCCCCGGCAGUGAGAGUGGCAGGAGUUCACCUUAUUACAGUCAGCCAGAGCCCUGGUGUGCCACACCCAGCACCACCACCACCACCUUCCAAGCCCCCAAGCAUUUCCAUGUGCCAGCUUCUGAGGAAACCAACAUCUACAGGAAACCCCCCAUCUACAAAAGAAAAGACAUAUUUGCCUCUCCGACAGCCAAUAAGAGUAAGACCAAUGAGAACCUCCUCAACUCCAGUGGCCUUUCCACCUCCAACUGUAACAGCCUUUAUCACCCAGACUCCAACUACUACCCAUACACUGGCUCUCCAAAAGUCUCCAGGGUGAGGAGGUUUUCAUCGGGAGGAGAGGAGGAUGGAUGGAACCACAAUAUAAACAAGGGAAUUGGCAGAAUGAUCCUGAAGGAGGAGAUGAAAGCGCGGUCGGGUUGUCACGACAAUGACCAGUGGGGAAGCAGGCGCAGUUCCCGCUGUAGCAGCAAGGAGGCGCUGAACAAUCUGGAAUACAGCUCCCUCAAUGGCUCUCCCAGGUCCAUCUACAGUGCAGACAGCGACUCAUACAUUGCCAAAUCGUCCUCGUUGCCAGGCUACGGCAAGAAUGGACUCAACAGGCCCGGGAGCGCUGGUGCAGAUUAUUACCAGUAUGACAGCAGUAAAGCAGUUAACUGGCAGAUCAGAGAAUACAAGAUCUACCCAUAUGAAGCCCUGAUUGUGUCAGUCAGAGGGAUGCAGCGUCUCCCGUGUGAUGUGGACCGAGCCAGACUGGAGCGUCACCUCUCACCAGAGGAGUUCUACAGAGUCUUUGGCAUGUCCAUGUCUGCCUUUGAUCAUCUCGCUCAGUGGAAGAAAAACGAGCUGAAAAAACAGGUCCGACUCUUCUGAGGAAAAGGAAGCCACAAGAAUCGUCUAACCUAAUGCCGGUCCAACAGUGUGCUCUGAAGAGUAGCCUCCAGAGAGGUCUGCUGACCCCAGCUUGACUGUCACAGAGGAAGCGGAGGAACUGGCUGAAAUCCUCCUCCUUUUGAGGUGCCAAGAGCAGAACUGUUGAGCUCCUGAUUUUGUAUGUACUUGGACUUCUUAAGCAAUACAUAUGGAAUGAGAGGAAGGAUAACUGGAAGGAGAUCAUGAGGAGUUUGAGAGGCAGCAGAUGAGCCACGUUGGAGCUGCAACAGACAGAAUGAGUAGAAGUUGUUCUGCUUCUCCCUCUCCUACCAGCAGAUGGCAGUGUGUUAACAGGAGCACCAGGGUGGCAGUCUGAUACAUGACCAAGUGGACUGUAAAAUGAUGUACUUCCUACCAUACUGAGGGGUCUGCCACGCUGCGCCAAGCUUCCAUCCAUGCCGAAAAUUAGGGAGACAGGUUGGGAAGUUAGUAGACUGCCUGGGAAACAGACUGGCACAUUGUUUGGGUCAGUAAAGAUCCAGUUUUAUUCAUCAGCAACUCUUAAGCUGACGAGAUUAGUGAGAUUCUCAUUAACAUUAGGGUUAUUGAACGUGACAUACACAAUGUUUUUUUUAAAAUAAUGAGCAAAUAAUGCAACCCAAAGGUUUUCUUCUUUUUUUUUAAAUACUGGCAUGUGUUUGUUAUUUUGAUGUCAGUUUUUUUCUGAAGCCAUAUCAGUGUUGAGAGGUCUUCUCUAUGACAUGAGUACUGAGGUGGUUUUUGAAAUAUGAUGUGAUCGUAAGGUUUAAUGUGAAUGAGCUGUGUGAGAGAAAUCAGGUUUUUGGUACUACACACACUUUAAAAAUAAGAUGUUUUUUGCUUAUUUUAUUUAAACGUUUUUGUCCAUUCAUGCUUGCAGCUGCACUCGUGAAGCGGCUCAGGCUUUCAGAUGUUACAUUACAGUUAAACCAGACUGAAUCAUGUUUGUUUGCGUGUGUGUGUGUGUGUGUGUGUGUAAUUACAGCAAAUGACUAAGGGUGAUUUUCAUGGAUGAUUAUUCAGACCUUUAGAAUGAAGGGGAAAAACAAUGCACAAGUGAAGGAAGGAAAUGGGAAGAGGGAUUGAGAAGAGGAGGAAGUAACAAGGGAAGAGACAAACAAACAAAGACGUAAAGAGAAGUAUUAGUGUUAGAGUUAAGAAAGGAUUUGUGUUUGGGUUAAAAACAAAAAAAGUGUGAGAGAAACUGAGCUGAAUGGAUUCAAUAGGAGCUGAAUGUGUUAGAUAGCUUGAAUGUAAAAGAUUAAAUGAUGCUACAGGAACUGAAAUCAUGAGGUGUGUUUGUGUUUACAGGUCUUCAAAGCACAUUUACCACAUUAAAUGUGUUUGAUAGGCUACUCACUUAUUUUUAAUUUAUUGUAUCAUUUAUAAUUUACAAACCCGUGUCUGUCACUACCACUUCUGAAUAAAUGAUUCGAGCUUCA